Messenger RNA from [Torrubiella] hemipterigena, 2055 nucleotides. Lineage: Eukaryota; Fungi; Ascomycota; Sordariomycetes; Hypocreales; Clavicipitaceae. The record is from the annotation of a GenBank genome assembly.
CCCAUUUUCCUCAUCUCCCCCCAUCCCCGCCCUCCUCUCGACCUUUUUCUUGCCCGCUACUCUCGUCUUUCUUCCCUCUACACUUUUUCUUCUUUUUUACCAAAGAAUCUUUCCCCCCCCUCUCCCCCCCUAUAAUCCUCUUCACACAUCUCCAUCACAAUGACUGCCAACUCGCACAACGAGGGUACCUUCCUCUUCACUUCCGAGUCCGUCGGUGAGGGUCACCCCGAUAAGAUUGCCGAUCAGGUUUCCGAUGCUAUCCUCGACGCCUGCUUGGCUGAGGACCCCCUCUCCAAGGUUGCUUGUGAGACUGCCACCAAGACCGGCAUGGUCAUGGUUUUCGGUGAAAUCACCACCAAGGCCAAGCUUGACUACCAGAAGGUCGUCCGUGACGCCAUCCAGGACAUUGGCUACGAUGACUCCUCCAAGGGUUUCGACUACAAGACCCUGAACUUGCUCGUUGCCAUUGAGCAGCAGUCCCCUGAUAUCGCUCAGGGUCUCCACUACGAGGAAGCUCUCGAGAAGCUUGGUGCUGGUGACCAGGGUAUCAUGUUCGGUUAUGCCACCGACGAGACCCCCGAGCUCUUCCCCCUCACCCUCAUGCUCGCCCACAAGCUCAACGCUGCCAUGUCUGCUGCCCGCCGCGACGGCUCCCUCCCCUGGUUGCGCCCUGACACCAAGACUCAGGUUACUGUUGAGUACAAGCACGACAACGGUGCCGUUGUCCCCAUUCGCGUCGACACUGUCGUCGUUUCCGCCCAGCACUCUCCCGAUAUCACCACCGAGGAGCUCCGCAAGGAGAUCCUUGAGAAGAUCAUCAAGACCACCAUCCCCGCUCAGUACCUUGAUGACAAGACCGUCUACCACAUCCAGCCCUCUGGUCUCUUCAUCAUUGGUGGUCCCCAGGGUGAUGCCGGUCUCACUGGCCGCAAGAUCAUCGUCGACACCUACGGUGGCUGGGGUGCCCACGGUGGUGGUGCUUUCUCCGGCAAGGAUUUCUCCAAGGUCGACCGUUCUGCUGCCUACGUCGGCCGCUGGAUCGCCAAGUCCCUUGUCGCUGCUGGUCUCGCCCGCCGUGCCCUCGUCCAGCUCUCCUACGCCAUUGGUGUUGCUGAGCCCCUCUCCAUCUACGUCGACACCUACGGCACCUCCGAGAAGACCUCUGCCCAGCUCGUUGAGAUCAUCCGCAACAACUUUGAUCUCCGCCCUGGUGUCAUUGUUCGCGAGCUCAGCCUCGACCGCCCCAUCUACCGCCAGACCGCCAAGAACGGUCACUUCGGUACCAACCAGAGCUUCACCUGGGAGCAGGUUAAGAAGCUCAACUUCUAAGCGCUGUGUGAUGGCAGUACUUUGAAGGAUGAUGUGGAGAGCUUUCAACAGCGCUCUCUUUACGAUUCAUUAUUAAAAAAUCUGGAAUGAUAGACGUGUUUAAUGUCCAUUUUUGUCAGGAAACGACAGGCGGCGUACGGUUCUCAACGACCUCUUUUUUAUUUGCUUUUACAUAUUACCCACAAGGAUGUGGGCGAAGUAACGGGCGGUCUUUGGCAUAUUUUGAUUUUGAUUUUUCCUUUUUUUGUUCAUAAUUACUGAAGAAGCCGAUAGGAAGAGCUUUCUUCUUUUUCUUUUUUUAACAUAUACCAGGCAUAUGGAGUGAGACGGCGUCUUUCAACAAAGACAACUCAACGCGGGCAAUCGCGGUUUUGAUUUUAUUACGACUUCUCCAUUGCGUGAGAGAAAAAGCGUGUUGGUUACACGCUCCAAACGAUAUUUGCAUUAACAAGGGAACACUAGCCGCCGGGUGCGCGCCGACCUUUCGAUCGAGAGCGAACGAGUGCCGGCGGCGACGUGUGUUUCGGCGUUUUACGGGGAACAUGAAAGAAGUUCAACAUUUUCUUUUGCUUUUCUCGGCAUUCUCUGACCGAAUACAAAACAAAGUCUUGGUUUUGGACGAUGCAAAAUCGGUGAUCGGCAGGGUGGAUAGAAAAUGGGGAAUACAUAGUUAGCAAGGGCUUCUUGCCCGUCAGGAAGCUCUUUAAUUCAUUGAUUUUAACCCCC